GGACGGACAGGCCGGAGGCAGGGAGCCCGGGCGGUGUCCGUGGCGGUCGGACAGGGAAGCCGCCCUCCCGCGGUCCUGCCAUCGGUGCUCAGCUCCGCCGUGCCGCGCGCGGGGCACCGGGCCCUGCGCGCGUCCGCCGCCUCUGUCCACGAUCCUUCACCCCUGGCCUGCCAGUCUGGGAUCUUCCUGGGGAGUAACCAGGAAUCCCUCAAGCACUCUGCUGGGAGGAUGGAGCCUUGUUAACAGAAGGCAGUACGGACGGCCUUGGACUCUCAGGGCCGAAAGGGUCCUUAGCGACGCCGUACCCCUCGUGGUGGCUUCGAGGCUGGGGAAGCCCCAGCUCUCGCGGAGGUAACACCUACGGAGGCAGAGGCCGGCUGGAAAUGUUCAGCGUGUUACAGACACCAGGUCCAGCUAGUCCCUCGUUCUGCUGGGCUGCUGAAAGUUCUGCGUGGCACCUUAAUGCUGACUUGUCCGGCUACACUGUCAACAUUGCUUAAAAACGCAGUGCAAGACGGACACCAAGGCUGAAAAUUAUCUAUAUGCUGAGGCUAAAGGAUAUAUGUGACCAGUAGAGUAUGGGUCUAAGAAAUUAGACUUUGGAGUGUCUUUUUCAUUAAAAACUUCUUUUUAAAUUUCAUCUUUUCUCUUGGAAAUCAUUGUAGACUUAUAAAAAUUACAAAAAUAGUACAGAGCAGAGAAGCACAUGGGAAAAGGUGUCCAACACCACCAGCCAGUAGCCAAGUACAAAAUACACCUGCAAUGAGAUAUCACUAGAUGCCUACUAGAAUGGCUAAAAUAAAAAAUACCAAUAUUACUAACUGCUGAGAAACUGGGUUUUCGUCUACUGCUGGUGGAAAUGUUAAAAGGUACAGCCACUCUGAAAAUCUGGCAGUUUCUCAAAAAGUUAAACCUGCACUGCACUGCUGGGCACGUAUCCUAGAGAAAUGAAAACUUAUUUUCACUCGAAACCAUAAAGAUUUUGUUACUUUAUUUCUACUUGCCAAGAAAUGGAAACAGCCCAGAUGUCUCUUGAGGAGUGAGUGUUUAAACAGACUGGCAUGUUGGUUCCAUGGAAUGCCACCCAGCAGUGAAACAGUUGCUGUUGAUCCCACUCAGCAACUUAGGUGAAAUGACAAUGGAUGCUAUCUUGGCGCGAUUGAAACUGCUGAAUCCAGACGACCUCAGAAAAGAGAUUGUCAAAGCUGGAUUGAAAUGUGGACCUAUCACCUCGACCACAAGGUUCAUUUUUGAGAAAAAAUUGGCUCAGGCUCUGUUAGAGCAUGGAGGAGCACCGCCUUCACACCCUCUCGACCAGGACAGCGCAGGCGCCACCACGCUCAGCCAGGGCACACAAAGGAGUUUGAAGUCUGUGGUAGGGAGCCUGGCCGAGCAGCCCAGCUUUUCUGAAGACCGGGAUUUCGGUUAUGGCGUGGGCUUGAAUCCUCCAGAGGAAGAAGACCUGACGUCAAAGACCUGCCCAGUGCCCUUCAGUGCUGCGGCUCAGGUCAAUGGCCACAGAGCCAUGGUGCGGGCCUCUGCCGAGCCGCCUCUGUACUACGGAGUGUGCCCUGCGUACGAGGACGCCCCGGCGAGAAAUGAAAGGAUUCAUGUUUACGAAGAUAAGAAGGAAGCAUUGCAAGCUGUCAAAAUGAUCAAAGGCUCCCGAUUUAAAGCUUUUUCCAGCAGAGAAGAUGCUGAGAAAUUUGCUAGAGGAAUUAGUGAUUAUUUCCCUUCCCCAGGCAAAGCCUCUUUACCACUGUCUCCUGUGAAAAUAGCGCCAGUCUUCGGCAGCGACGGGUUGCAAGAUGGCUUGUAUUCACUUGAGUCAGAAGCAGUAAACAGAGAGAGAGCGAACAGUUACAAAAACCCCCGCACGCAAGACCUCACAGCCAAACUGCGGAAGGCCGUGGAGCAGGGAGAAGAAGACGCCUUUUCCCACCUCAUCUGGAGUAAUCCCCGGUACCUGAUCGGGUCAGGGGACAACCCAACCAUCGUGCAGGAGGGAUGCAGGUACAACGUCAUGCAUGUUGCUGCCAAGGAGAAUCAGGCUUCCAUCUGCCAGCUGACCCUCGAGACGCUGGAAGACCCCGACUUCAUGCGGCUCAUGUACCCGGAUGACGCCCCAGGCAUGCUGCAGAAGCGCAUCUGCUACGUCCUCGACCUGUACCUGAACACACCCGACAAAGUGGGCUACGACACACCGCUGCAUUUUGCUUGUAAGUUUGGGAACGUAGAUGUGGUCAACGUGCUAUCUUCACACCCUUUGAUUGUAAAAGACCCCCGGAAUAAAUAUGAUAAAACACCUGAAGACGUCAUUUGCGAAAGAAGCAAAAAUAAAUCCGUGGAACUGAAGGAGCGGAUUAGAGAAUAUUUAAAGGGCCACUUCUACGUGCCGCUCCUGAGAGCCGAGGACACGUCCUCCCCGGUGAUCGGGGAGCUGUGGUCUUCAGACCAGACGGCUGAGGCCUCUCACACCAGCCAUGGAGCGGGCGGCCCCAGAGACCCCGUUCUGACCCUCAGCGCCUUCGCGGGGCCCCUGAGUCCAGCCAAGGCAGAAGAUUUUCGCAGACUCUGGAAAACGCCGCCUCGAGAGAAAGCAGGCUUCUUUCACAGCGUCAGGAAAUCAGAUCCGGAAAGAGGCAUCGAGAGAGUGGGAAGGGAGCUGGCUCACGAGCUAGGGUACCCCUGGGUCGAGUACUGGGACUUUCUGGGCUGCUUUGUCGAUCUGUCUUCCCACGAGGGCCUGCGGAGGCUGGAGGAGUAUCUGGCGCAGCAGGAAGUGGGCGGGAAGGCCCAACGAGACCGGGGAGGAAACGAGGCCUGUCUUCAGAACACCUGUGCUUUCGGCUGUCGCAGGAAGGGCAGCAAUUCCAUCUCCGUGGGGGCGUUUCUGGACGAGGGUGAUGACAUGAGCCUGGAGGAGGUGAAAAAUAGGCAGAACACAGCCCGAAACAACACCCCGCCCGCAGUCGGUGCUUGCAGAGAUUUGGGGUGCAACAUCUUUCCCUCGGAGCAGAGGACAGACCGCAUAGAGGCCUCGGCGCCAGCCAGUCCCCACAGCAGCAGGAACGGGUUUUGCGGCCCCCCGAGCGGCGGCGAGACUCCGGGUGGGGAGAGACCGGAGGCCCUGAGCGCGGCGGGCGCCCUCGUGUCGCCUGUCCCCGGCCUGACUGCCGAGUUCGGUAAACUCGGUUUGCAGACUCGAGGAAGUAGCUGUCCUAAGGCACCAAAUCACACCGUGCAAACUGGAGACGAGGAGGCCCCGACGUCAAGAAUAGACGCAGAAAGAGACCUGUUAGGACCUCCUGAUGCUGACAGACUCGGCAGCAGCCAAAUAAGGACAGACAGUGACACGUCGGCGGGAAUCGCUAAAACAUGCCUGAGUCCCUCCAGUCCUGGGCGUGAGCCCCAGCACGGCUGCAGCUCUGUGUCCGCAGAGCCCUUGGAGACCCCCAGCACGAGGGAGCCCGUCCAGAGGCUCUUCCUUUUUGGAGAGGAGCCGUCAAAACUGGACCGGGACGUUCUGGCAGCCCUGGAGUGUGCCGACGUGGACCCACGGCAGUACCCCGCCGUGCACAGGUGGAGAAGCGCCGUCCUGCGCUACUCGCCCUCUGACAGGCAGAGUUGGCCGAGCCCUGCGGUAAAAGGGAAGAUGACGUCUCAGCUGCCAGAGGUUGGUCGCCCACAGAGCUGCAGCCCAGGGAGGAGUGGCCACGUGAGGGGCAGCCCCAGGAAGCCUGGCCCGCACUCCCCUGGUGUGGGCAGCCCGGGGCGCUACAGCCCUGCCAACGGGGGGUGGUGCGCCUGGCCCAGCUGGCACCCCCGGAGAGCUGGCGUGCGCUCCGGGGCCCUCGGGUCGUUUUUAAAGAAAGAAGGGUAAUGUGUUUAUUGCUAAAGUUCACAGAAAAGAACAUAAUCUGAUUACUUUAUUAAUCCUCAUUUUGAGAGUAAAAAAUUUUUGGAAAAUGCGGAUGUUCUGUAUAAAGUUCAGAUUUCCGAUAUUUUAGAAGAUGAGAGCAAACUCAGACACAGACGUUCUGAAGGCCUUCACCGUGGUGGUGACAGGCUUCAGGUCUCCAUUCCUGGGUGCGCGUGUGACCGAUGGGUACCAGGGCACUCGUGGUCACUGUGAAAUCCGGGUGCGACCCCGAGUCAGGUUUGGCCGUGGCGGCAGCGCUCCAACUCGGUUCUGAGUGAAACAGAUGAAUUUUGUGACGUUUUCCUUUUCUGGGAGGGUCUUUGAUUUUUUAGUUGAAAAAUCCUCUUCUUGCCACUUGAUGCCAGUUGGCGAGACAAAUUGAAAAGAUGGUGUCAGGGUAAAUGAGCUUUGCCUGUCUUAGACUUGCAGCGAUGCUUACAGUGGGGUCAUUAAAAACAUUUAAAUUAGUGACCGAAAGAUAAAACUAGCUUUCCUCUUGGAAGAAGUCUUAUAGCCAUUGGAACUCACGUGAAUAGUCACGAGACGCAGCCGCCACCACUAAGGCGCGUUUCCUUUUCACUGUCACCUGUCAGUGUACUUUGUGCCGUUGCCAUGGGGGGAGGGGGGUCGUGGGAUGCUCUGCAUUUGGCCCCUGGUUCUGAAGUUAUCCCACAUUUUAGGAUUCCUUUCGGUUGGAUUUCCUUUAUGAGAGUGUCGCAUUUUAGUGUGGAAACUAGAGUGUUUUUGACAGGGUUGAGUCCCGGUUCGGUUACCUGAGUGUGGUUUAGUUUGGCCUCCCCUGGACCUUAACCUCCGCAGGGCGUGUGUGCACCCUGUGCCGCGGCUGACACCCAAGGCCAGGCCACAUGCUGAGGGCUGGUUCCUUCCAGGUGCUCCACGCCACUGCUCACACACACGGCAUUCUGAGUGCUCCAGCGUCACAUCCAAGUGAAAAACCAGCAGCGCUUCUGCUGACUUCAGUGCCUUUUGUAUAUCGUUUGCAUUUUCUGACUUUGCUUUUUGAUAAUAUAGGGAGAUACUACGUAGGCAUGAGACUCUUUCAUUCACAAUAAGUCUUUUCACAUAACAAGAGACAGGUCAGGAGUAUGAGAAUCAAAAUUCAGAGUUUAAAAUGCAAAAGGUUGUUACACAAGGUGUUUUCACUUGUAGCGUAGCAGACAAUUUAGAUCUAUAAGACAGAAAGUACCUUCUGUUGUAAAAACCAAUGGCAUUUUAAACAGGCGUCUUUGUUCUCGAAAUCAGGCUACAGGUGUUAUAUUCAUAGUGCUGAUGUUUUCCCUUAAAAUCUUACCCUAUUGUCGUGUAUGUUGUAAAUAUUCAGAUGGAAAUUAAAAGUGUUUUUGCCCUGA
Molecule: messenger RNA, 5292 nt
Organism: Pteropus alecto (black flying fox)
Lineage: Eukaryota; Metazoa; Chordata; Mammalia; Chiroptera; Pteropodidae
Gene: ANKLE2
Product: ankyrin repeat and LEM domain containing 2
Exons: 13
Coding region: 1073-3883 (936 amino acids)
Biological process (GO): negative regulation of phosphorylation
Cellular component (GO): endoplasmic reticulum
Molecular function (GO): protein phosphatase 2A binding
Source: RefSeq, a predicted model, not a curated record